AUGGCGCCGACCAAACAGCGUGUGGGCGCCCUCGAUGUGCGCGCCGUGGUGGCGUCUGUGAGGCCGUUGAUUUUAGGCCUGCGCGUCGCGAACGUUUACGACUUCUCGACUGGAGGGGGCGCUCGCGGAGCCGGAAGCAGCAGCUACAUUUUGAAGUUCGCGGGCCGCGACUCGAAAGUCUUUCUGUUCAUUCACGCGGGCUUCCGCAUGUAUACCACAGAGUGGAAGAAGGACAAGGGCGCCCUGCCUUCGCCGUUCUGCAUGCGCCUCCGCAAGGCACUGCGAACCAAGAAGUUGGAGGAUAUCCAGCAACACGGCGCGGACCGCGUAGUCACGCUGACUUUCGGCAGGGGGGAAAGCACACUUCAUCUCGUUGUCGAGCUGUAUGUCGCAGGCAACAUCAUUCUCACGGACCACGAAAACCUCAUUCUCGCGGUGCUGAGGAGCCACACGCUCACCCCGUCUGCGGCUCCUGCAGCUGCGGCCACAGAGAGGUCGGGGACUAAGGGAGAGGGAAAGGGAGGUGAGCGCGAGCAGGAGACGCAGCCCCACCGGAUCGCCGUGAGAGAGUACUACCGAGUCGUUCCCCCGGAGAUGUCUCUCUUGCGUGACGGGCUCCGCCCCGUCGAUCUGACUGUCGAGACUGUCAAGAGACAGCUGCAGGCCGUGUUGGAGGAGAUCGCGGCGCAGGAGAAAAGGAGCGAAAAACCUCAAAAGGCCGCGCACAUCACUUGGGCGCAGGCUGUGGGCCGCCUGGCGCCCUUUGUCAACCCCGCGCUCGCUCUCCAUGGCCUUCUCGUCGCGACAGAAGGGGACGAAGGCGCCAAAAAGCGCGCGCUCACGCUGGAAGGAGUCGAACAAGCCGCUCCUGUGCUCCAUCGAGCCGUCAUCGAGUGCCUCCGGACACUUCGCUCUGUGAGCUCGUCUGAAGACUUCCUUGGCGUCGGUUCGCUCCCCGUCGAGGUGUCUAGCCAGGCGCUGGCGACGCUGCCCGUAGAGGGGUACAUCCUCGCUACGCGUCGGGCGCCCUCGAAGGCAGCGGGGGACGACAAAGCCGCUCCCUCCUCGGCGCUGCUCUACGACUACGAUGACUUCGCGCCCGCCAUCCUGCGGCAGUUCAGCGGCUUGCCAAUCCUCCCCUCUCUGCAGGACAUUCAGCGCGAGCGCGAACAACGCGCGCAGGCCGCCGUGCACCGCCAGGAGGCGGAGGCGCAGGCGCUUGAGACCUCGAAGCGCCCAGAAAAAACCCAGGAAGAAGAGGAGAGAGAGAGCAGGAGGGAGGACGAGGAGGAACCGGAAGCGAGCGAGAAGCGCGCGGAAGAUGUUGCGGGUUUGGCCGCCGCGAUCGCCGCCGCGCAUGGCGACGUGGCCCCCGGCGCGCGAGUGCUGCUGCAUUUUCGGGACGUGAACGCAUGCGUGGAUGAGUACUUCAGCAGCGUGGACGUGCAGAAGGGCGAGCGGGCGGAGGCGGCCGCGCGGCAGGAGGCGCUCAGCCGCGUCGAGAAGAUCAAGAGCGACCAGGAGCAGCGCAUCCAGCAGCUUGAAGAAGAGGCCGCACACCUGCUGCAACAGGCGUCGGCCGUGGAGGACAACGUGCUGCUUGUGGAGCAAAUCAUUCAGCUCCUACGCGCCGCGCUCGCGACGGGCGUCGACUGGGAGGAGCUCGCCAGACAGAUGAAGCAGCAGGCGAAGGAGGGUCACCCGCUCGCGGUCCACGUCCAUGAUCUGAAGCUGGAGAAGCAACGCGCCCUCCUGCUGCUCGAGGCCCGGCCGUUCCCCGUCGACGCCGGAGCCGAGGAAGCGCCGGGCGACGGCGCAGAGGCGGAGAAGCCGGGGGCGGCGGCUUCGGGUCACUACGACGAGACCCUGGAGACGGUAGUGGUUCCGGUGGACAUUACGCUGUCGGCGCACGGGAACGCGCAGCUGCUGCACUCGCAGGUGAAGCAGAUCAGGGCGAAGAUCCACAAGACGGCAGUCGCGACGGAGAGCGCGCUGGCGGCGGCGGAUCGCAAGGCACAGCACGCGAUCGCGCUGCAGGACCUACAGGUCCUGCAGGCGCAGCAGCAGCUGCAGAAAGUGCGGAAGCCGUUCUGGUUCGAAAAGUUUCACUGGUUUGUCUCCAGCGACCGCUACCUGGUGCUCGCCGGCCGCGAUGCUCAGCAGAACGAAAUCCUUUUCAGGCGCUACCUGCGCCCGCAGGACGUCUAUGUCCACGCCGACGUCCACGGGGCAGCCACUUGCAUCAUCAAAAACCCAAACAAAGACAAAGGCGAAGACAAGGCCGACCCUCUCGAGCCGCCCGUGCCCGUCUCCACGCUGCAGCAGUGCGGAGAAUUCGCCGUCUGCCGAAGCAGCGCCUGGAGCACCAAAAGCCCCGUCGCCGCCUGGUGGGUAUACGGCCGCCAAGUCUCCAAGUCUGCCCCCACUGGGCUCUACCUCAGCACCGGUUCGUUCAUGAUUCGCGGGCGCCGCAACUUUAUUCAGAUUCACCGCCUCGAGAUGGGGUUCGGCCUCCUGUUUCGGCUGGCGGAUGAAGCCUCCGUGGCGCGCCACGUGGCGCUUCGCAAGCGCUUCCUGCAGGAGGCGCAGGAAGACGCGCAGACUGCCUCCUCGCCGGCGCCGGCGACGCCGGCUGGGGUGGAGGUCGCUGCGGCGGGCGAAGACGAGGCGGGCAAGAAGAAGAAGUGCGCGUUCGCCGCUGAGACGGAGGAGGGGGGGACUGCCGAGAGGCGGCUCACGCGUAUCGGCUUCCUCGAGCCAGCAGAGCGCGCCGACACGAUACUGGGCGGCGGCGGAGGCGAAGAAGAGGGGCGCCUCGUGCUGCCUAGAAGAAAGGCGCGCAAACCUACGGGGUUCCUACGAAACGGAGACAUCCAGCAGCGAGCGGGCCUGGAGGCGCUGAGGGAAGUGAUUGAUUCACGUCGCGCGUCAGACAUCGAAGGGUCGACUGCAGGCUUGCCGCGAAAGAGCAAGGAGGAGUUGCUUGCGCAGCUGGAGCAGCAAGAGGAGCGCCAACGCCACCUGGAGGAGCAACUGAAUCAAGUCAAACAGCAGCUCGAGGAGCAGCUGCGCGAGGCGUCGCGAAGUCCCUCGCUGGGCGCCCACGAGGGCAGCGCAUUCCGACGUCGCGGCCGGGACUCGCGCGGCAGCGUGGAGUUUUCGCGGGCGACGAUCGAGGAGGACGAAGCGAACGCGAGCCGAGACACGCCCGCCGGGCGGCGCAUUCGCAAGCGCCACCCCACGGGGCACCUCAGCGCGAAGGCCAUCGCAGAGCUGCGAGGCGAAGCAGCUGCAGCCGAGAUUGAAGAGAUGAAGCAGGCGACUCUGGAGGAGCAGGCGCAGCUAGUCGCGGCGGAGAGACAGCGUUUGGCGCGGCGCGUCAGCUCGUCGUCUUCUUCUCUGGCGAGCGCCCCGUGUGCAGAGAGCCUGCGGCCGCUGCAGCAGGAGCUGCUGCAUCGGCAGUACAGCGCAGAGACGCACCAGCUGCUGAUGCUGGAGAAGCUGCGAGAAGUUGCGCUGCAGCACGGGGCGGAGGAGGUCAUGGCGCGCGCGGAGAGCGAGAGCCGCAGCCGGCGGAGCUCCUCGAAGCUCUCCAAGGCCGGCGACGACUGCCACGUCACGUUCUCGCCCGACCCGCCGAAAGUCGUGGAAAAAACGAUAACUGCGCUGCACGUCGAGUUCGAUGGCCUCCCCCCCGAAGUAAUCCCGCGCCACGACGAUCCCGCGGGUCCCCUCCUCGUGCAGAUCGAAGAGGAGAUGCGCGCCGAACUCGAGGAUGACGCAGACCGCGAUACCCCGCCAGCCCUGCGCGUCGACCGCGGCAACGAUGACGACGAGGCGGUUCGGCCUCACACGCCUCUCCGCAGACGCCUGACCGGAUUCGUCCACAACUGGCGAGCGGCUUCAGACGAAGACGACGAGAUACUCGCCACGCUACGAUCCGCCCGCCGCCGAAGCAGCGAGGAUGCCUCUGGAGAAGAGGGCGGACCUCCCUCGCGCCGGUCGUCGCCGGAGUUGUCGCCGGCGGAGCCGCUGGACUCGCGGCCGCCAUCGCUGCUGCUGACGCGUCCGGGCGAGGCGGAGACAGCAGCGGUGAUUGACCUCUGCGCGUCGGGGAUCCGCACGCCUGUCUCGACGGCGGAGGCUGACGCGAAGGGUUCGCCGCGUGCGAAGCGCGGGCCUAAAGACCGCGAGAGCUUUGCCGUCAGCAGCCGCUCGGGUUCGAGCCUCGGCGGCGAAGGAGGCGCACGAACCAAGCGACAGGAGAGCUGGCGCAGGAGUCCCUCGGCCUACAGCGAGCGCUCCAUCGUCUCCACGCAUAGCCUCACCUCGCUCGGAAGCCGCUUCAGCCGACGCGUGAGCGUCGACGAAGGCCCGCCGCCCGACGGCUUCACCGAGGAAACCCUCCCUACGCCGCGCGAGCUCCUCUCCCACAGCAGCGUGGAUCUCCAACAAAGCGGCGUCGACGAUGAAGGCGACUCCGGCGACGAAAGAGAAAUCCACAUCAUCGUGCGGCGGCUGUCGAUAAAACAAGAGAAAGAGCUUGUGCGUUGCCGCAGCGCAGACCACGGUCCGACGCCCAAGGGCUUCAGCUCAGCCGAUGUCCCUUCUGCGAAAGAGCUCCUCACGCUGCAGCAGUACCUCUCAGACAAGCUCGCGUCUCCAGACCAACUUCACUCCGAGGACGACGGGACGACGUCAGCGGGCACGCGGAGGAGCCGACGCGCAGUGAGCGAAGGCAGCGUGCCGCUGUUUGCCGAGGAGCCACGAGCGCGAAGGACGGAGGGAAGAAGCAAAGAGGACGAAGAAGUCUUCCUCGACGCCUGCACCGGCGAGGCAGCUACGGAGACGGAGGAGGACGCCAAGGGGGAGGAGGAAGAAGAGACGUCGCAGUCUGAGGACGAAGAUGACACUUCUGAGGAAGAAGGCACCGACGACGCCGUGAAGGAAGAACCCAGCAAGGGGGAGGAAGAAGAGGAAGAAGAAGAGAGCGGCGAAAAGGAAGAAGAAGAGAGAGAAGAGGAAGAAGAGGCGACUGGAGAAGGCGUCGUGCAGAAGAAGAGAGUGUCCGCAGCUGAAAGGCGACGGAUGAAGAAAAAGCGCGAGCUCGAAGAGGGAGAGGACAAGCAGAAGGACGAGGGAGAGGGAAAGAAAAACAAGCCUAAGGGGCCCCGCAUGCAACCCGUCCCCCGAGGAAAGAGAGGAAAACUCGCCAAAAUGAAGAAAAAGUACCCCGACCAAGACGAAGAAGAAAGGAAAUUCAAAAUGUCACUCAUCGGCGCUGAAGAGAUCAAGACGGGUGGCAAGGAAUCGGCGCCGCCUGCAGGGGGGGUGGAUGCGAGCCCCUCGGCUCCGAAGAAGACUCCCGGGCGGAAAGCCGCCCAGCUGCGCGAAGAGCGACGCGAACUGAAGGAAAUCUUUGACGAGGAAGACCCCGGCGUCGACGAGAAGCUCGCGGAACAAUGCAGCCAAAUCGACCUCCUGACGGCCGCGCCGCUCCCUGAGGACGCGCUGCUCUGCGCCGUGCCCGUGACCGCGCCUUACUCUGCGAUGAGCAAAUACAAGUUCAAGGCGAAGCUCGUCCCGGGCACGAUGAAGAAGGGCAAGGCAGGACAGGCCGUGCUGAAGCACUUCAUGCAGCAAGUCGAAGACAGCCACCAGAAACAACUCAUCAAAGCUGUCACGCUCGCGGAAGUGGCUCUCUGUAUGAUCAGCGACGUGCGCAUCAGCAUCCCGGGCAUGCAGAAGAAGCUGACGACUGCGAAACGUCAGAAGGCCGCGCAGAAAAAAGCAUCUUUCGCGGAUGAGUAG
Messenger RNA from Besnoitia besnoiti, 5811 nucleotides. Its product is annotated as signal peptidase. NCBI's taxonomy places the organism in Eukaryota, Apicomplexa, Conoidasida, Eucoccidiorida, Sarcocystidae. Gene Ontology annotation, cellular component: RQC complex. The transcript has 14 exons. Gene Ontology annotation, molecular function: tRNA binding; ribosomal large subunit binding. The record is from RefSeq and is a predicted model, not a curated record. The coding region runs from base 1 to 5811 and encodes 1936 amino acids. Gene Ontology annotation, biological process: ribosome-associated ubiquitin-dependent protein catabolic process; rescue of stalled cytosolic ribosome.